Molecule: messenger RNA, 1056 nt
Organism: Paramecium octaurelia
Lineage: Eukaryota; Ciliophora; Oligohymenophorea; Peniculida; Parameciidae
Source: the annotation of a GenBank genome assembly
AUGUUAUUAGUUUUCUUGAUUCCAUGUGUUCUCUGUGUAUAGAAGAAUUUAGAAAAGGUGUGGAUUGAUACAGGUAUUCCAUAUAUGUACAUCCUAGAUUCUGGAGAUGCUUAGGCAUUGGCAAUUCUAUAUGCAGCCUUCAACUUCAAUGUAUUAGGAAUUUCAACUAUUUAUGGAAAGACAUCGUAAUUUAUUUAAUGAAUUAGAGCUGAAAAAGCAGGAGAAAAUGCUCUCAAGUUAACUACGAAUAUCUAAAUGCCUUAUCAUAUUCCAGUCAUACAAGGAUUAGAUCUUCCAUACAAUAAUCAUUCAUGUGUGAAUUCACAUGGUGAGGGAAUGUACCAAGCCAAUAUAUUUCCUGACCACCAAAUCCCUAUAUUUAGUCAAGAUUUAACCAAGGAACUUAAUAUUUAAAUUGAAUAUCGAAGCAAGAAUUCAACUGUAUAGAUAAUAAUAUAAAUCUUAGUUUACACUUCUCUUGUUAGGAGCAGCUACCAAUUUUGCAAAAUUGCUUUAGAGAUUUCCUGAAAGAAUAAAGUCAAUAGGAAGAGUCAUAAUUGUUGGUGGAGACACAGAUGGAUGUGAUCCAAAUUACAAUUGUGAUCCAGAAGCUCUACAAAUCUUCCUGGAAAUCCUUUAAGCCAACAACAUACAAAUCACAUUCAUCCCUAAAGCAGAAUAAGAGAUUCCACAAAAAUAUCUAGAUGCUUUAAGAUCAUUUGAUAAGAAAUUAAGCAAUUGGGCUCUUGGCAUGAUAGAGUAAAGUACCUUCUCUUUGCAUAAGUGUAAUUCAUCAAAUCAUAUGUUUUAGUAUUGGGAGUCUAUCUCCUUUCUAAUAGGGAUUAAUUAAAAAUUGAGAAAUACGGAGUGGAAAUAGAAGAGAAUAGUAAUUGCAAGGGAUAUGUUAAUUUCUUUGAAACUUCAUUGCCUAAUAAGGUAGAAGUAGUGACAUAAAUUACAUUGGAUAAAUUUUUCAAUAACUUAGUUUAAAUCAUAGCCAAAGCAGCAAGAGGAGCUUUGAUGAAAGAUGAAUGAGUUUAAUGUUUAAGUGAGGUC